CGCUUCAUGCGACUUAGCUGUAACUUCUUCCGAUCGCCCAGGACUUUGCCUUUCCAGUCGCUACCCGGAGAGGCUAACCAGUCUAGGAUGUCGGGUUUGGCCAUAUUUCUGCCGUUGUAUGCCAGGGAAUCUGACCUGAACUCAUGAGGAAUAUUAUUGUGUGGCAGGGGAAGAUGGAAGAACUGAGUCAGGCCCUAGCUGGUAGUUUUUCUGUGUCUCAAGAACUGAACAGCACAGCUGCCCCACACCCUCGCCUAUCCCAAUACAAGUCCAAGUACAGUUCCUUGGAGCAAAGUGAGCGGCGCCGCCAGUUGCUAGAACUACAGAAAUCCAAGCGGCUGGACUAUGUGAACCAUGCCAGAAGACUGGCUGAAGAUGACUGGACGGGGAUGGAGAGUGGGGAAGAAGAUAAGAAAGAUGAUGAGGAAAUGGACAUUGACCCUGGCAAGAAGUUACCAAAACGCUAUGCUAAUCAAUUGAUGCUUUCUGAGUGGUUAAUUGACGUCCCUUCAGAUUUGGGGCAAGAAUGGAUUGUGGUUGUGUGUCCUGUUGGGAAAAGAGCCCUUAUUGUGGCCUCCAGGGGUUCAACCAGCGCCUACACCAAGAGUGGCUACUGUGUCAAUAGGUUUUCUUCCCUUCUGCCAGGAGGCAACAGGAGAAACUCAACAACAGCCAAAGACUACACCAUCCUGGACUGCAUUUACAGUGAAGUGAACCAGACCUACUAUGUUUUGGAUGUGAUGUGCUGGCGGGGACACCCUUUUUAUGACUGCCAGUUUAAAUUUGUGGGGCUAAAGAAUUUCCCAUGUACCCCUGAGAGCCUGUGUAAGGUGCUGUCUAUGGAUUUUCCUUUUGAGGUAGAUGGACUUCUCUUCUACCAUAAACAGACCCACUAUAGCCCUGGGAGUACUCCCUUGGUGGGCUGGCUGCGCCCCUACAUGGUGUCAGAUAUUCUGGGUGUAGCCGUGCCAUCUGGCCCGCUGACCACCAAGCCAGAAUAUGCUGGGCACCAACUCCAACAGAUUAUUGAGCACAAGAGGAGCCAGGAGGACAUGAAGGAUAAACUCACACACAAGACUUCUGAGAAUGGGCACUAUGAGCUAGAGCACCUGUCUACUCCCAAGCCGAAGAGUCCUCCCCACAGCCCUGGGAACCUCAUGGACAACUAAAAGGACAGCCCAUGAAAGACUGGGGAAGAGGACAGUGGUAAUGGCAAUAGGUGAUCUUAUUUCAGAGUGCACUUUCCAAACCCACCCUGCUGGAAAGUUGGCUCAGACUGUUGGGGAUGAGUCCCUAUUGGAUGGAGUAGAAUCCAGGUAGAUUUUAAUAUCUUUUUGCUGUGGUAUGUACAUCCCAGGUCCACAAUGUAAAUAUAUGUGAUUCUUAAGAAAAAGGU
This is a messenger RNA of Arvicola amphibius (Eurasian water vole), 1396 nucleotides long. RefSeq names its product snurportin 1 (gene Snupn). The record is from RefSeq and is a predicted model, not a curated record. Gene Ontology annotation, cellular component: nucleus; cytoplasm. NCBI's taxonomy places the organism in Eukaryota, Metazoa, Chordata, Mammalia, Rodentia, Cricetidae. Gene Ontology annotation, molecular function: nuclear import signal receptor activity; protein binding. Gene Ontology annotation, biological process: snRNA import into nucleus; protein import into nucleus. The transcript is spliced from 8 exons. Bases 144 to 1169 code for a protein of 341 amino acids.